Cryptococcus deneoformans JEC21 is the source of this 1663-nucleotide messenger RNA. Its product is annotated as expressed protein. The transcript has 9 exons. The record is from RefSeq and is a predicted model, not a curated record. Bases 57 to 713 code for a protein of 218 amino acids. Lineage: Eukaryota; Fungi; Basidiomycota; Tremellomycetes; Tremellales; Cryptococcaceae.
CCUCGUCAUCCACCUUUCGUGACAACACCCCCUUCAACGGUCCUUACAUCUCCGCCAUGUUCGCGCUAAAGUUUAUCCUUAUUACUUCUUUCAUCGCUUCCACAGCCCUCGCUCACUUCACCCUUGACUUCCCUGAAUCCCGUGGGUUCGUCUCUGACAUCGAAGGUCAAUUUUGUGGCGGUUUCAGUACUGUUGGACCUCGGCAGCCAUUCCCGCUCGGUUCUGGCCCUGUCCAUAUUAACUCUCAUCAUUCUCUCGCUACUGUUGUUGCCUUCAUCUCCACCAGCUCCAACCCUACAAGCUUUGACGACUUCAACACUACCAGCAAUGGCACCAUCAUCCCCCUUGCCAGUAAUAUCUUCCAAGUAACACAGGGUGAAAAGUGUUUUAACAUCGAUCUCGAAAGUCUCAACGUAGGUCUCACUAACGGCUCGGAAGUCACUUUGCAAAUUCAAUACGACGGAGGGGAUGGCGACCUCUACCAAUGCUCCGACCUCGUUCUUAUUCAGGGCUACGAGGUUCCAUCCAAUGAAACUUGUACCGAUGACGCCUCCAGAACUUCCAAUGCUAGCUCCACAUCAAGCGGUAGUGCUACUGCAACCAGCGCGGCUGCCACUAGUUCUUCCAGUGGUACUAGUGGGGCUAUUAAGGAAGUUGUUGGAUUGGGCGCUCUUAGUUUGGCUUUGGGCAUUGCUGGUCUUAUCAUUUUGUAAGGGGUUAAUCGGAGUGCAACACGGUCGUUUGCCAGAUUUAGUGAAGAGAACAACAGUCUACAAAGAGAAAGAAUGCUGCAUACAAAACUGAAAGCCAUUAUGCUUAAACUAUGAAUAUGUAUAUUUUUAAUUAUUAAUUUUGCUGACUCAUCGUGCAGUUUAGAGGUAAUUCAAAGAAACUGUAAACGUGCAAUCGCUCAAUGGGACCACUGACGACGAUCAUCGGGCGACGACACCUUCUACCGCCAACCACUAAUCUAAUCUGCCCGAAAUAUACCUCACUCAUUCAUUCAUGCACACAACGUGCUGCCUCGCUUUUACCUACCAAAUGCCAGCUGUGGAAUCAUAUAUAUUAUAUAUAUACAAGUGAUGACCCACGAAAGACUUCGCGGUUUUUCGGGUAAAUAAUUCAAUUGCACCAAGUUAAUUUUGGGAAUUCCGUUCAGUUUUUGGGUGGUUUUGUUAAUGAGAAUGGACGUGUUCGUUCAUCCAAAUGUGUGACCCAUGUUCCUCCCUUUUCUGAGGGGCUCAGUGCCGUGACAUGGAGACCAUCGAUCUUUCUUAAAACUGGGCCCUACAAUUCAACCCAUUGGCCAUCGUGAAAGGGAAAAGACAAAAGACUUGUACUUUUUCAACGGAGACACGAAGUGGUGUAUUGAAAAUGUUCAGAUCAUGAUCAUGUCGCUGGCCCUAUCGUUCUACAUCGUCAUCCCAAACCAGUUACUGUAAAGUAUUCCCAUCGGCAUUGGAAUGGGGGACAAAACCUAGCACUCAAAGGGGUAUGAGGUUACCUCUAGUAGUUCUCAUUAGGUUGGGUUGUUUGUUGGACAGUACAUGUGAUUUAUAUGUUGGUGUUAUGACGAACAAUGGAUCAGAAUGUCACUUUGUGUAGUUUGAAGGAGUGCGCAAUUUAAGAGAGGGGGUUUCGGUAGUUUACCUGUUGAGAUAGA